GCCCGCCGCGCCGCCGGCAUGAACUUGCCCGGGAGCUAGCGCGCCCCGCGCCGCCGCCCCGCACCGCCCUGGAUGUAGGAGCCGCCGCGCCGCGCUCCAAGAUGCUGCUGGUUUCCCAGCGGGUUGAAGCACCACGCAUGGAGCCGCAUCUGCCGUUACAGGGAUCCAUUAAGAGAAAACUGGAAGAUGAUAGCUCUCCUGCCUCCAGUGGCGUGCCUGAUGUCAUAUUCCCAAGUGACAAUAAGAGACUCUGCCUUGAUGAUGUAACUCUUUCCAUGGGCCAAGGCACCAAUCCCAACGUGCCAUGUCCAGAUAUGCAGAACUCUCCAUUCUCCACCAAUCACGGCGCUCCUUCUCUAGGAGUGGCUGGUCAUCCAGUGCUACUUGAAAACAAUCACAUGAAUGGCAGUGGCAUUGGUUCUCCAUUUUCCGUACCACCCAACACCGAGAUAGGUCAGAAAGGGUCAAUAGGUGGACAAAAUAAUAUCGUUCACUAUGACGAGAAAGGAAGCAGCAUGCAGUCUGUGGACCAGGAGCUGCAGGACCUGUUGGAAGAGCUGACAAAAAUGCCCGAUCCGUCUCCAAAUGACCUGGACCUUGAGAAGAUCUUGGGAAGCAAACCUGAGGAGCCGCUAAGCCUGAGUCACUCGCAGCCGAGCAUAAGCACCACUCCAAAGCCCUCUCCCCAGACGUCUCACCUGGAGAACCAUGUUACUAACAAAGACUUUUCUCCAGGUUGCAAUCCAACCAGUGGAGGAUCCCCCCAGAUGAGGCCUUCGUCCGCUGGGGCAAAUUAUCCUGUUCCUCCUCCAAAUAAAGCGGCUGCAUCGCCCAUCUCUACAGCAGCACAGAAUAAGAAUCAGCCGCCGUCGAUCCUCCCAGUACCUUUGUCCAACAUGCCUGGCUCUAACUGGCAUGCGCAACAGCUAAAGCAGCUGGCAGCAAGCAAGCAAGUAUCUACACCUAAGCCACAGGCUCCCAGCUGGCCAACCAUGUCCCCUCCAGGACUUUCUCCACCAUACAGGCCAGGAUCAUCCCCUCACCAUCAACCUUUCAGCCCUCAAAAUGUCAUGGUCUCUGGCAUGACCUCUAAUAGUUUACCAGGAAACAGCAUUCAGAGUCCUCAAAACACUCUGCUUUCAAACAUGGCUUCCAAUAGCAACCCAUCUAGUGGACCCUCCCCUCAAUAUGGGUCUGAGAAGCUCUCCAGCCCAGCUCUUAAUCAGCAGCCUUUCAGCCCUCAGAGCUCCAUGCUGCCUGGCAUGACUUCCACCAGCAUCCCUGCCAACAAUAUUAAGAGUCCACCGAACAACUUGGUUUCUAGCAUGGCCUCCACGAGCACGGGACCCUCCCCACCGUACAGGCCAGAAAAAUUGUCAAGCCCGGCUCUCCACCAGCAACCCUUUAGUCCGCAGAGCACGUUAAUCCCCAACAUCACACCCCCUAGCAAUUCCCCCAGCAUGCAGAACCCGCUUUUCAAAUCGAUGACAACCAGCCAGACCAAAAACAUGAACCUCAUUAUGCAGCAGCCAUCCAAUGGCUUGCAGCCGGGACUGGUGAGUGAGAAUCCGGUCAGCCAAGACCAAUUUUCUUUCAAUAACACCAAACCACUGUCUCAUUUUACAUCUGAGUCAACGGCUCAAAAGAUGCCCCCCAUGACUGCAGGGCAGGGGCAGCAGUCCCUCAUACACUAUCUCCAGCAACAGCAGCAGCAAGCUCCAACCACGCAGCAGGCUCUGCAGCAGGCAAGCAACUCACAGUUUAUCCAGCAGCAACUUCGACAACUCAUGCAGCCGCCUCGCUUGCAGAGACCAAUGCAGCCUACGCUGCCAUCUCAACCCAGACAGGAUCAAAACCCAGGCAUUGUUGCCAGACUUCAGGAGCCAGGCACUAUACCAGCUGCAGGCUCAGUGCCCGCGGCAGCCACAGUGAAUGGAUAUACGAUGAGGAACCAUUUACUGAAGCAACAAAUCAUGAGACGACAGCUGCUGCAGGAGAAGCAGAGACAAAACAUGCUGGCAGUAACGUCUGAGCAGAGGAGCUCGUUUGUGGCCCAGCAGGUGAACCAGUUUCAAGCAGUACAGCAGCCAAUACCCACCGACUGCAGUCAGUCCAUGCCAAAUCCCCCACCAAACCACCGCAUGAUGCCAUCCAACCCAGGGAUGCUCCAGAACACCUUGGGCUCUGGAAUCACUCCAGCCACCGCCGGCCAGAACAGCGGGACCAUGGUAAUGAUUCCACACAACGCUAACAAACAGCAGGGGAUUUUCCCCCCCAGUUCAGACUUUAACCUCCCACUGCGACCAAGCCAAAACUCGCUGGGUAUGAACUCCGGAUGCCAAACAGUUCACAGCCACGCUGCAGUCCAGCCAGGAAUGACAAUGCCAGUCUUCAGCUCCAGUUCCUUGGCGAACCCCUCUGCAACUCAACAACACUUAAGGCAGCCGAGUAUGCCAAGAAUUCCUAAUGUCUACCCAACCUCAUCUGCCCAGAUGUGGACGUCGACUGGGGUCCCACGAAUGCCAAACCAAAGCCAGAUGGAUACCAGCAUGCAGCAGUUCUCCAGUAACCCCCUCUUCUCCAAACAAAACGUGAGACCAAAUUUACCAGGCCAACAGUUUUCCCACCAGGCUGUCGUGCCGCCUAAUCAGAUUGCUCCUGGAGUCCAGGUCAGACAGAUGCAAAAACUAACCUUGGGGCAGUCUGGCCAGAGCCUGAGCCCAAUGAAUAAUCAGAACUUAAGACACAAUUUAACCAGAGGACCAUUGCCAGCCAUGAAUGUUAUGAAAUCGAUGCCACAAGGCGUGUCCAGUUUUAACCAGCUCAACCCUGCUCAAGGACUUGGGCUGCCAAGUUACUCCGCCGCCGGCCAGCCGGCUGGAACGUUCAACAGAAUGAGCACCGCUUCUGAGCUGCCCCACUAUGACUUUGUGCCACAGCAAAGUAAUUCGAUCUUGCCUGGCAACUGCAGCGAUACUGACUUCAUUGACUCUCUCAUGAAGAACAGCAGCAGUAGCAACGACGAAGAGUGGUUGCACAAUUUGACAAUGAUAGACGACAUUUUGGGACAGCAUGCGCAAAGCUCCGGACACGUUUAACUCAGAGGACAGCAGACUGCUUUGUACAUAACAGGAGCGUGACUUUUCAGCACAGAAGCAAAUCUGCAAAAGCCGCCGCCUCUUUCAGUACACGAUGACUGAACUCGGCCAAUUCUUUGCUUGCAUCAAAGGUUAAUAUUGGCAGUUUUUCAGAUGACUGUAUAUAUUUGAAUAUUUUGUAAAUUAUGUUUUCCUAAACCUUAAAUAUAGAAGUAUUUAUACUUCUUUGCUGGACUGUUUGUAAAUAAAUCUAUAGCAUAAUUUUUUUGUUUUGUUAUAGGAAUUUCAUUAUACCUUGUUAUAAAUAUGCAAAUAACAUUGUUAGUUUCAGUAAUACUGUGUAUUACAGCAUAAAAUACUUAUGUUUUUGACAUAACUUAACACAUGAACUAGGGGUGUCCAGGCAAACUGGCUAAACAGGAAGCAAAUGUAGUCAUUUAUCUCCCCUACCAGAAAACAAAAUUGAAGAGUUGCAUUAAAAACAAAAAAAAAACCUCAACUCAUUCAUAACUCCACUCCUGAAAUAAUCCUUACUGGAAGAUCCCAGCAGGGAUCCACGCAUGCAUAGCGAUCUGCUGACAGAUCCAUUUGCAGGUUCCCAGCAGAGUUGUCAGUCAGGAUACACUCCUAUACAUUGAUUAGGACAUUAAAUACAUAAAUUGUCUUGCACUGAGUAGAUGCUUGUGAUGUUACAACUUCUGACACAGAGUUUGUAACACUUGAUUGCAAACUCAUUGAGGACUUACCCUGUGUGAAAUGAGCUACACCUGAAGAGCAAAUCCUAUCCAGGGAUUGCAGAGUUCCCUUGUGACUGUAUCAUAUAAUGAAAAGAUAGCUCUGGUUUGCACACCUCUGCCAUGGAUAUUUGUAGUGUACAGGUGAUUUUUGUUCCUGGUUUUAAGGCUUUUCAUAAUUUCUGUUUUGAUGUGCGACUUUUUUUCAGGGGAAAAGUCUAUAAACAUUAAUAGUUAAUUUUUGAUGUUUUCUGUCAGCUCCUAUUGUCCUAUGUAUAUUUAAGAGUCUGUUUAUAAAAGAUUCACUGUACUGUAAACUUCUUAAAAUGUUCAUACUUUGUGUAAUCAUAUUUUAAUAGUCACGUCAUACUUCGCAAAACAUUUGUAAUAUAACGUCAGCUUCAAGCACAGAAUGUUUUUUUUUUUCUUCAUACCAUAAUAAACUGCCAGGGGAAAAUUGCA
Molecule: messenger RNA, 4294 nt
Organism: Gavialis gangeticus (Gharial)
Lineage: Eukaryota; Metazoa; Chordata; Crocodylia; Gavialidae
Gene: MAMLD1
Product: mastermind like domain containing 1
Exons: 5
Coding region: 102-3098 (998 amino acids)
Biological process (GO): regulation of transcription by RNA polymerase II
Cellular component (GO): nuclear body
Source: RefSeq, a predicted model, not a curated record